AUGUUGGAUUUGGAAAUCAUUCCCGAGCGUUCUUUAGGCUGCGAUACAUGGGAAUUUGUUUUAGGCAUGCAUUUCUCUCAGUCGGUGGCCAUUAUACAGAGUCAAGUGGGCACAAUACGAGGAGUGCAAGUACUUUAUAGUGAUCAGAACCCGCUAUCGGUGGAUCUAGUAAUAAAUAUGCCCCAGGAUGGGGUGCGGUUAAUAUUUGACCCCGUCGCCCAACGGCUCAAGGUCAUAGAGAUCUACAAUAUGAAAUUAGUUAAACUUAGGUAUAGCGGCAUGUGCUUUAACUCGGCGGAGAUUACGCCAUCUAUCGAGCAGAUCGAGCACUGCUUCGGCGCGACGCAUCCCGGCCUCUACGACUCGCAACGCCAUCUCUUUGCGCUCAACUUUCGAGGACUAUCAUUCUACUUCCCUGUCGAUAGCAAAUUCGAGCCCGGCUACGCGCACGGCCUGGGCUCUCUUCAGUUCCCGAAUGGCGGAUCGCCCGUCGUAUCCCGAACUACCAUUUAUUAUGGAUCUCAACACCAGGUAAGCGGUUCAACCAACAACAGCGGCACUGUGUGCGCGACGCCGCUGCCUGAUUUGCCGCUAUCCUGCUACCGUCACCAACUGCACCUGCGGCGCUGCGAUGUCUUGCGCCAGCACCAUCGCACCGCCGGACUGAGGCUGCAUAUGUUCACAGAAGGCACGAGCAGAGCUCUUGAGCCGGUUCAAAUGAAUGUAUGCCGAGUAGUUCGCUUUGGGGAUACGUGCCAAUCAGUGGCACGUGCGCUUGGUGCCCCCCAGCGGCUUUAUUACAAAGCUGACGAUAAGAUGCGCAUCCAUCGUGCGUCUGCGCGCCGUCGCCCGCCACCAGCGUCCGAUUACUUCUUCAACUACUUUACGCUAGGAUUGGACGUUCUGUUCGAUGCGCGCACGCACGCCGUGAAGAAAUUCGUGCUGCACACGAACUACCCUGGGCAUUACAAUUUCAACAUGUACCAUCGCUGCGAGUUCGAGCUGCACGUCACGCCUGACAAAUGCGAGCCCAACUCCCUAGUGGACAGCCGCGGUGCUGUCCCCAUAACGGCGUACAGCAAGUGGGAGUCGGUGUCCCGCGCCCUGCGCGUUUGCGAAAGGCCCGUGGUCCUCAACAGAGCCUCUUCCACCAACACCACCAAUCCGUUCGGCUCUACCUUUUGCUACGGAUACCAGGAUAUUAUCUUCGAGGUGAUGUCGAACAACUACAUUGCCUCGAUCACGCUCUACCAGCCAGAGGGCUCGCGGCCCCACUACGCCGUGACCUCCAUUGCGUGACACACCCAGGUAUCUCCAAGUAAAGGCAAGUACGCGUCGUGAACUUCAAGUCUCCGAAAUUCCUCCACUAGUGUGGCGAUCUCAGGUAACAGUUCAUAAGUCCCGUCACACUUAUUGAAAAAAAAAAAACCGCCAGC
Molecule: messenger RNA, 1436 nt
Organism: Hyposmocoma kahamanoa
Lineage: Eukaryota; Metazoa; Arthropoda; Insecta; Lepidoptera; Cosmopterigidae
Product: UPF0183 protein CG7083
Exons: 11
Coding region: 1-1299 (432 amino acids)
Biological process (GO): Golgi to plasma membrane protein transport
Cellular component (GO): trans-Golgi network
Source: RefSeq, a predicted model, not a curated record